This is a messenger RNA of Mugil cephalus (flathead mullet), 842 nucleotides long. Its product is annotated as activated RNA polymerase II transcriptional coactivator p15-like. The record is from RefSeq and is a predicted model, not a curated record. Gene Ontology annotation, biological process: positive regulation of transcription initiation by RNA polymerase II. Gene Ontology annotation, cellular component: nucleus; transcription regulator complex. The coding region runs from base 16 to 555 and encodes 179 amino acids. NCBI's taxonomy places the organism in Eukaryota, Metazoa, Chordata, Actinopteri, Mugiliformes, Mugilidae. Gene Ontology annotation, molecular function: transcription coactivator activity; DNA binding. The transcript is spliced from 5 exons.
GCAUGGUGUUGAGGUAUGCCUGCGCCCUUGUCGGCCAUCUUGCACGCAGUUGGGAUACUCUUGCAUUUCCCCGCUGUUUUGUUACCGUGUGCUCUCGCGAGAGGUAUUCUGUUGUCGCUUCAGAAAUCCGUCAGCUUUCCGGUCCUUGUCAGGAGGUUUCUACCACAUCGUAUCAUUAUGCCAAAAUCAAAGGAAGUACUGUCUUCCACAUCUGGAAGCGACUCCGACAGUGAAGUGGAGACCAAGGCAAAGAGGAAGAAGCCAAGUGCACCAGAGAAACCAGCCAAGAAGCCAAAGAGUGGAGAGAGUUCCAAGCCAGGGGGAUCGUCCAAGGGCAGCAGCAGUGGUGAUGACAACAUGUUUCAGAUUGGAAAGAUGAGAUAUGUGAGCGUCAGAGACUUCAAGGGGAAAGUCCUGAUCGAUAUCAGAGAAUACUGGAUGAACCAGGACGGUGAGAUGAAACCAGGAAAGAAAGGUAUUUCCCUGAAUCCUGAACAAUGGAACCAGCUGAAGGACCAGAUUUCAGAAAUUGAUGAUGCCAUUAAAAGAAUAUAAUCAUUCCUGUCUUUUAUUUGUUGAACUAAGGGAGCACGAUGGCUAAUUUGUUUUGUAAAAAGCCUGGGAUUGUUUUGUCUUGGAUCCGUUUAUUUUGUAGUUCAUAGAUCUUGUUGUCUGCAUACUCUGGGUUUGUGUGUGAAACUUGAUUUUGAGAUGUUGUAGUAAAGGUGUGGAUGGAUGAGUAGGGGUUUGAUCAUUGAAAUGGGUGGGUAAGGUGCACCAAUACAGAGAUGUUUUUGUAUUGAUUAAUAAAAAAUAAAGCAGUAGCUUAAUGUUGAUUUUCA